AUGUCAACCACAACAAGCUCAGCGUUGAGCAAAGAUGUACUCCUGGUCCUCUUCAUCACGCCACGAAACGAAGAGUGGAUCUCGAGGGUCAAGGCAAAGCAUCCCGGGCUCGAAAUACGAUGGGCCAACAUUCUAGAGGAUGGCGGCACCUUUUCAAAGAUGAAGGAUCCGGGAGAUGAAAUCUUUCAGGGCGUCACAUUAGGCUUUUGCUUCCAGUAUCCGCCGGCAGCAGAACGACUCCAGUCGGUACGCUUCAUUCAGCUGCCCUCUGCGGGUAUAGAUUUCUGGUCCGGCCAUGAGACGUUUAACCGAAAAGAAGUCACCUUUUGCACGGCAAACGGCGUCCACGCACCACAGAUUGCAGAGUGGGUGAUUGGGUCCUACCUGUCCCACCAACACCACUUUAACCGUUAUGCACAAUCAAUGAAGACUGGUCUAUGGGAGCCACCAUUUGCAACCACCGUACAGGAUUGUACCAUUGCUCGAAUGGGAAUUCUUGGCUACGGUGCAAUUGGAAGACAGUGCGCGCGCAUCGCCAAGUCCAUGGGCAUGGACAUUUAUGCCUAUACUCGAAGUGAAAGAUCAACACCGGAAAGCCGUAAAGAUGAUUCUUACUGCGUGCCUGGUACGGGCGAUCCCGAUGGCCUUUUGCCUACCAAGUGGUUUCAUGGUUCGUCCAAGGAGGCCAUUAAUGAUUUCUUAAGUCAGGAUCUUGAUAUCCUCGUCUUGGCUUUGCCGUUGACCAAGGAGUCGCAAGGCUUGAUAUCGACAGAACAAUUUGAGAUACUCGGAAAGAAGAAGACGUUUGUUUCGAAUGUUGCGCGAGGUGGUAUAAUUAACACGGACGCUCUGGUCGACGCUCUAGAGUCGGGCAAGAUCCGCGGUGCCGCUCUAGACGUCACUGACCCCGAGCCCCUGCCGGCCGAUCAUAAACUCUGGAAAUCGCCGAAUCUGCUCAUUACACCUCACGUCAGCUGGCAGUCGCAGGCGCUCAUGUCUCGGGUCCUGAAUAUUCUCGAGACGAAUCUGGACAAUCUGGGUGCUGGCCGGCCACUGAUCAAUGUUGUCAGCAAAGAAUUUGGCUACUAG
Pestalotiopsis fici W106-1 is the source of this 1089-nucleotide messenger RNA. RefSeq lists its product as uncharacterized. The record is from RefSeq and is a predicted model, not a curated record. Bases 1 to 1089 code for a protein of 362 amino acids. Gene Ontology annotation, molecular function: NAD binding. The transcript is spliced from 3 exons. Lineage: Eukaryota; Fungi; Ascomycota; Sordariomycetes; Amphisphaeriales; Sporocadaceae.